Molecule: messenger RNA, 1273 nt
Organism: Paramacrobiotus metropolitanus
Lineage: Eukaryota; Metazoa; Tardigrada; Eutardigrada; Parachela; Macrobiotidae
Exons: 3
Coding region: 245-1105 (286 amino acids)
Source: RefSeq, a predicted model, not a curated record
AGUUCAACACCAUCGUUACUUCCCUAGCACUGUAAGCGUCAAAUAUUGUACGUAUUGCAAAGUAUCAUAGCUUCUUUGGAAGUACCAUCUGAUUUUGGUCGAAACCAUCGGUACAGUAUUGUACAGACUGUACAAACGUACAUCCCGUGGCGUGAGAUCUGAAGAAGCUUGAAAAGCUUUUAUUACUACGGCGUUAGUUUGUGGAUCUUUCACUUUUUGAGUGUCAUAACGUUGCUGAUUCACGAUGAACUUCAGCGUUUUAUGCCUGCUGGCUUUUUGCGCUACUAGCGUAUAUGGAUUGGACAAUGGCCAAUCGUCUGUCAGCACCUUACGAGAACAAGCGGAUUCGCUGUGGAACAGCGCUCGGAUUACGGUGCACAACCUGAACGUUCCACCGGUAGACAAACAACUCGCCAAUUCCAUUUUGGAACACAUCAUCCAAACAGCCCAGAACAUCAUACAACACAUCCAAGCGAUCCUUACCGACAACCAAAACACCGCCACCACUCUGCAAAAUCAGCUGCAGAUGCUGACCAAUGAGCUGCACGGUGCAGCCAAUCAGGACGCGACCAGUCGCAGCGUCAUGGCUCUGCGCUCAUUCGUGGAAGUGUACUCCGUAACGGAAAGUCUGAAAGCCAAGAACAGCCCGCUGACACAAGCCAUUGUCGACCUGAUCAACCAGUUCAAUCUCGAGCACCAGAUCACCGGCACACUCAGUAACACGGUCAUCCAGAUGGUCGCUGGAAUUAUCCACAGUCUGGGAUUCUCGCCUAUGGCUCAAGGCGCUGUCAGCGCUCUUCUAGGAGAGGAUUUAGCCCACUUCGUUUUCGAGCAAUUCCAACUGGGCGCAAGGUCUUCUGGAGAUGCGCAGCAUAGACUGUCCCCCAUUGCCGACAUGCUCCAGCAAAUGAGCCAAGCCUUGACUCCAGUACUGCAGCAGAUGCAGGAGUUGGUCCUCCAGGUGGUGAAGGACGUUCUCCAGGAAAUAUACGCCAACGCGGCACCAGUGGUCAGCGAUUUCCUUAACGCCUUUCAGAGCACACUGAGCGUUCCCAGUAAUCAGUUAUACCAAAAAACUGUGCAGCGCCUUGCCAAAGUGUUUUAAUUUCGCUGACACUCUGCAAGUUUCGGUUCGUUCGUAUCGAUUCAAAGUCGGUUGAAUUUUAUGUUAAAUUUGCGAGAUUUCAAGAAUUUGAAGUGAUGCGGGUUUAAGCGGAGAUACUAUACUUCUACUUUAUGUACGAGUAUGCAUGUUAGUGAUAUACGAGUAUGA